Molecule: messenger RNA, 1077 nt
Organism: Arabis nemorensis
Lineage: Eukaryota; Viridiplantae; Streptophyta; Magnoliopsida; Brassicales; Brassicaceae
Source: the annotation of a GenBank genome assembly
AUGGCUGAUGAUAACUCUCCGGCGACGGAGAUGAGAGAGAAACUGAUCAGUUCUUUUACUAAAACCACAUCUUCGUCGAGAGAAGAAGCUCACUCCUUUCUCGAAACUCAUCACUGGAAUCUCCACGAUGCCGUCUCCGCCGCCUUCGCCUCCACCGCCGUGUCAAAUGUCUUUAACACUAACGACGAAAAACUCCCCCGAAUCGUCGAUGCUCGAGCUCGGUCUUUGAAUCUUCGAAUCGAUAUCCCUCAUUCUCCGCAUGAUGAAGUUUCCGAUCACAUUCCCUCGAAAUUGGCUCCGUGGCCGUCGCGGUUACGGUCGAGAUCACCGCCUCGUGCCAGGUAUCCUCUCCUGUCAAAGCGUCAACCCGCCGGGAGCAACCGUACGUCCGGUGAUACCUCCGCCGGAACCGAUAGAGAUUCCGAUGUACCGCACGAGAAUCACGGCGAAAGAGAUCAAAGUGGGACGAUGGUGCAAGAUCCUAAGGAAGCUACUGAUUUAGAUGUAGAAAGACCUCUAGUAGUCACUACAGAAGUUGUAACUAUCUGGAGGAACGGUUUCACUGUCGAUAAUCAUCCGUUUGAGACGUUCGAUAACCCGGAAAACGUAAACCAUAUUGAGAACCUACAAAAUUGGGAGUCACCGCGUGAAUUCAAAGGUCGUAUCAGACUCAUUUGGCGUCAAGAAGAAGACUUCCAUGAAUCACCAAAACCGUUUACUCCAUUCCAAGGCGUAGGAAGAACUCUAGACGGAUCAGACUCUGUCCCUGCUGAACCACCAGCUUCAUCCAACUCACUGACCACUGCACUGCCACCAUCAGUGAGCCUAGUGGUAGAUCCCGCAGCGCCAACAACCUCGAUUCAGCUCAAAUUAGCAGACGGCACAACCAUUGUAUCCAAGUUCAACACUCACCACACGGUUAGAGACAUCCGAGGCUUCAUAGACGAGUCAAGACCAGAUGGCUCCAAGGACUACCAAUUACUCAUCAUGGGGGUUCCUCCUAAACCGCUCACCUACUUGGACCAGACCAUCGUGGAUGCUGCCAUCUCCAACUCUGUCCUCAUCCAGAAAUACUAA